Macrobrachium nipponense is the source of this 842-nucleotide messenger RNA. RefSeq lists its product as uncharacterized. The coding region runs from base 6 to 698 and encodes 230 amino acids. Lineage: Eukaryota; Metazoa; Arthropoda; Malacostraca; Decapoda; Palaemonidae. The record is from RefSeq and is a predicted model, not a curated record. The transcript has 3 exons.
CUAAAAUGAAUUUGGAAAGCAAUGAAACAAUGUCCUGGAAUCAGAACGAUGCUAAGACACAAAGUUGGUGUUCUCUAAAUGGAAUUCCACUAAACAAAGGAAAAUUUCUCCAGAAAGGAGGUUUUAUCUCAGGUGCAGAGAAACGUGAAGCAUCAACACGAGAAUCUUUUGGAAGAUCCACAACUUCCUCAGGUGUUUAUAACUUGAAAGAGCAGAGCAACACCAACAUCAAACUUCUGCCAAUCACUAGAAAGGGAAAUUUCUUCCAGGAUUCUUUCUUUCAAGAGGUUCAGCACCUUUUCCAGAGGGCCAUAAAAAAGGUUAUCAAGAACUGCACUGAUCAAGAGACAUGCAGACAUGCAAGUGACAUCAAGACCUACAAAUGCUUGUGCAAGCAGAACCCUACUUUGCAAAAUCAGGCUUUCCAUGUUGAAGAUGACCACAUCAGCUGUCAGAUAUUACUGGACGUCGAAAACGUAACUGAAGAAUCGACGACAGUUUACGUGACCGAAGAGAAGGACCUUGUCAUCGAGGGCCACCUGAAGGAGGAGGAGGAGGAAUCCUCACCUCAACUCAGGGCCUGCAGGCGAUGCUUCUCUCUUCCCUCCAAUGUGGACUUCAGCGAAGGAACGGCUGCUAUGUCUUCGGACGGAAUACUUUACGUCGUUUUCCAAAAGACAAAUGACGAUCAGCAAUAGACGAGGAACUCUGUAUCACGCUGGGACCUUUCUUACUUUCGAUACAUUUCACGUUAAGACUUAAACACGUUUUUAUUUCAUAUUUAUUUAAAAUUUACUUAUUUUAUUAUGCUUGUAUUUUUCUAAAUAAAAAGAGGAUGCGUU